This is a messenger RNA of Durusdinium trenchii, 2114 nucleotides long. NCBI's taxonomy places the organism in Eukaryota, Dinophyceae, Suessiales, Symbiodiniaceae. The record is from the annotation of a GenBank genome assembly.
GGGAGGCAGAUCCUGUGAGGCAGAGGCUGAAUCAUUUUUUAGAGGUGGAAAUUCAAGCCCUGGAGCACAGAGGCGACAAUUAUGCACAGGCGGAAGUUUCAGGUAUAUAUAUACCUGUCUCAGUGACCUCAACCCCUCCAAAAGAGUGAAAUCAGGUCGCCGGAGGAACGCCAACUCUUCCUCACGAACGGCCUUUUUCACUCCACGACCGGGACCGGCGGAGAGCUCCACAGGACGUGAAGGAUGGGCGUUCGCACGUCUUUGAGGAGCGAGAGGUGCAUGAGAUGGCCGUCUACGAUAUGGAGAGGAGCAAGGCCGGUGUGGAUGUGGUGGCCGCCAUGGUGCGUUCAGGCACCACUUGGAAGAUGCAGAUCAUCGAAGAGCCUGCCGAGCAGGGGCAGCACUUCAUGGACAUCCUUCCGUUGCUCUCCACGGUGAUCCGACGAUUUCUACCCUCGGCGCCCGUCCGGCAGAAGGUGGCUUUUGCCAUGGAAAAGGGUGGUGUCUUAGACAUGCCCCUGGGCAUGGGCUCCAUCACUGUGGGCCUCGGUUGGGACGUGGACCAGGGCGAAGUGGAUCUGGACGUCUCAGCCGUUCUGCUCAAUGACCGCGCGGAGGAUGUGGAGGCCGUGUUCUUUGGACACUUGGAGUCCAUCCAGAAUGGCAUUGUCCACAGUGGUGACAAUCUGACAGGCGAUGGAGAUGGAGAUGAUGAACAAAUCCAAGUGGAUUUGAAUCGCAUCCAACCCCACGUGCAACAGGUCUUCUUUGUGGUGAACAUUUAUUCAGCCAACCGUUCCUUCCGACAGGUGGCUCGACCGUACUGCCGCAUCGUGGACAACAUGAUGGGCAAUGAGCUUUGCCGCUACAGUUUGUCGGACGCGGGAAAUGACAAUGGCCUCAUCAUUGCAAAGAUGGCCCGCGAGACCGGCGGACGCUGGGGUUUCCAUGCCUUGGGCAUGCCUUGCCGUGGACGAACUUACAAGGAUUCCAUGAAGCAGAUUCAGCAGGCAGCCAACGUCAAGACUCAUGCCUUGAUGUUACGUUCCUCGACCCUGGAGACCGACCACUUGGACCUGGCCCCUUCAGCUCCUCCGGCGGACCGGGGCACCGGGGUCUCCGCGCGAGACACGAAGACCUGGGUGCCUUUCAAGGUGGGACUGGAGCGCGCCGUGUCUCGCGCGGAGGAAGGGAGCGUGGUCCAGGAGCGCCGAUGCCCGAACAUGAUUGAGCUUGGUCCAGCUUGGUUUAUCAGUUUACCACGCAGUACCCACACUGAGCGGUUACUUUUGGUUGCAGUCACUGUGCGGCAGGCCAAGCUCUUCGACGAAGAGAUGGAGGUCUUGCACGUCACGCAGGAGGGGAAGUUCACAGGUGGAGCCCUGGUGAAGGAGCUCAGUGUGAAAGCCCGACAUGUGGAAGGUUCCAGCAACUUGAACCUCCAGGCGCCCUCCUCAACAGGUACGCAGGGAGAGAUCCUGGGAACCACCACUGUGGGCUAUAUCGAUUCCAUGGCCUCCGAGCUCCAGACUCAGAGCGGCCGUGUGAUGUGGGACUUCAUCACAGGCAUGAGCUUCAUUUGCAUCGCUUGCCAUUCCAUCCUGCGGCAGAAGACCGUGGACUUCUGGCAGGCGACCUCACGACCAACCCGACGACCCGUCCCAUGGGGCGGUCAUCAACCCGCUCCGGAAUUGGUCCGGUCUUCGGAACGUCGUCGCUGUCCUGAAGAGAACCACAAUGGAACCCCAAAACCCACUUGGUUAGGUAGAGGAAAACCAUCUUCCAAAGGAACUGGAGCAGGACUGAGGGUCCAUGUGAGUUUUCGGGAGUGUAAGUCUAUAUGCGAAGUAAUUCAGUUCAGCGAUUCAGCAGAUGUUCGAAACACCCGACAGUUCUUGGCCAUUGCUGUUGAUCACUGCUGCAGUUCGCUGCACACUGCGUCGCAUGAACGACCUGAGACAUGGUUUCUGCAGUCGAACUAUACUUUGUGUCUUGAUCAGGUGGAACGGAUCAGCUUCAGUGAUUAUGUGAACGAAUAUCUUAUAUCAAACUCUGCCCUCUAUUAUUCAUGCAGAAUGUGUGUUUGCCCAAUGCUUGACGAGGAAACUGGGUAA